AUGUCCUCUAGGCGGGAAUCAGAUUUUGCGCGUCUAGAGCAGCUGCUUCGAGAAGCAGACGAGCGAGCAGAGCAGGAGCAAAGACGUGCAGAGAAAGCCGACGAAAGGGCAGAACAGGAGCGACAGCGUGCGGAGGACGAGCGACAGCGUGCGGAGGACGAGCUACGAAAUCGACAACAAGCCGACGAGCGCGCAGAACAGGAGCGACAGCGUGCAGAGGACGAGCUACGAAAUACUCAACAACAACCCUACUCCUUCAGAAUGUCCUCUAGGCGGGAAUCAGAUUUUGCGCGUCUAGAACAGCUGCUUCGAGAAGCAGACGAGCGCGCAGAACAGGAGCGACAGCGUGCAGAGGACGAGCUACGAAAUCGACAACAAGCCGACGAGCGCGCAGAACAGGAGCGACAG
Messenger RNA from Hymenoscyphus albidus, 408 nucleotides. NCBI's taxonomy places the organism in Eukaryota, Fungi, Ascomycota, Leotiomycetes, Helotiales, Helotiaceae. The record is from the annotation of a GenBank genome assembly.